Molecule: messenger RNA, 7031 nt
Organism: Scomber scombrus (Atlantic mackerel)
Lineage: Eukaryota; Metazoa; Chordata; Actinopteri; Scombriformes; Scombridae
Product: probable ATP-dependent RNA helicase ddx6
Exons: 13
Coding region: 1010-2479 (489 amino acids)
Biological process (GO): cytoplasmic stress granule assembly; P-body assembly
Cellular component (GO): P-body; cytoplasmic stress granule
Molecular function (GO): RNA helicase activity; mRNA binding; ATP binding
Source: RefSeq, a predicted model, not a curated record
AUGUUGAUUUAAAGGAAGAAGAAACACAAUAGAGGCGAAUUAUUUCAAGCGAAAAACAGUUAUUAAAACGACUUACAGAGGACGGAAUUGAUCAACCACAAAACUUGGGUAUCCCUUGUAAAAUAACAAAAGAAAUAAGGUGACGAGUUUGAGUUGUUGGCCGACUUUGAGGAGGAAGCAGGUUGAUCACGGCCGCACUCACACACUUCACGCACCGACCUGGAGGCCUGCGGUGUCCAGGGAGCGAAGGUCCAACAGCUGGAGCAGAGAGGAAACGCACACUGAGGACUUCAAGGGGUCGGAAAGCUUUUUGGCUUCGGACUAAAUUACCCCUUGUAUGAUUUGUGAUUUCAGGAUACAAUUUUUUUGUUUUUUCACACAAAGUGGAGUGACAUAUACCCACACGGUGGAAAUAAACGGAGAACGUUACAGACUAUAUGAUUUUGGGGAAACAGUUGUACAAAGUUGGAAAUCCUUUUUUCGAGGACAGGAAUAUUGAGCAACUCUUAUAGACUCAAAGUGGAAGCAGGAAAUAUUGUUCAAUUUAGAAACAGAAGUUAAAAGUAUUGAACUAAGAAUAUAUUGAAGAAGCUAUUCCCCAAGUUCAGAUUGCCUUAGUUGUUCUAUUUCAGGACUUGAACCGCUUUGAUACUUGUUCACAUAUAAUUUUUCUAUAUUGUGGGCAAGUAUAUUCAUGCAUAUGAAUGCAAAUUUCUCUUCAUUUUGAAGAGCUUUCGUGUAAAAAAUUGUUUUUUUGUUGUUUUUUUGUACGUCAGUCACUCUGUUGUUGAAGGGGACCGAACUGCACGUACAUGUGUAUAUGUAAAUACUAUGAAUUGACUUCUGUUGUAAAAUCUUUGGACUUAAAAGAAUAGAGAAUAUUGUUUGUUAAUGCUUUAUUAAACUUUUUUACUUUUGAAGAGAAUUUUUAAAAAGAAAAACCUAAGAAGCAGAAAUCUAAUACCUUGAAGAGGACAAAAAAAAACACAAAGCAAGGAAAACAGGAAAAAUGGCAACCGCCAGAACAGAAAACGUUGGCCCGGUUGUCAUGGGACUGAACAAGCAGAACGGGCAGCUCAGAGGACAGACCAAACCAGCUUCAGUCCAUCCAGCACCCACAACUCAAGGAAAGGCUUUGGGUGCACCCCAGAAAGCAGGCGGUGCUUCUCAAGAAGGAGGAGGCAUUAAGUUUGGAGAUGACUGGAAAAAGAGCCUAAAGCUCCCUCCCAAAGACAACAGGGUCAAAACCUCAGAUGUGACGUCCACUAAGGGGAAUGAAUUUGAAGAUUACUGUCUCAAACGAGAACUCCUGAUGGGCAUCUUUGAGAUGGGUUGGGAGAAACCGUCUCCUAUCCAGGAGGAGAGCAUUCCCAUCGCCCUGUCUGGACGGGAUAUUCUGGCCCGGGCUAAAAAUGGAACAGGAAAAAGUGGAGCCUAUCUGAUCCCACUGCUAGAGAGGAUAGACCUGAAAAAGGACCACAUACAGGCUAUUGUCAUGGUGCCCACCCGUGAGCUGGCGCUGCAGGUGAGUCAGAUCUGCAUCCAGAUCAGCAAACACCUGGGAGGAGUCAAAGUCAUGGCCACCACCGGGGGCACCAACCUGCGAGAUGACAUCAUGCGUCUGGACGAAACUGUGCAUGUUGUCAUCGCCACACCUGGUAGGAUCCUGGACUUAAUAAAGAAAGGAGUGGCAAAGGUGGAUAGAGUCCAGAUGAUGGUGAUGGAUGAGGCAGAUAAGCUGCUGUCUCAGGAUUUUGUGGUGCUUAUUGAGGAUAUCAUUAGCUUCCUGGCCAAGAACAGGCAGAUCCUGCUCUACUCUGCAACCUUCCCCAUCAGCGUGCAGAAGUUCAUGGCCAAGCACCUUCAGAAACCCUACGAGAUAAACCUGAUGGAGGAGCUGACUCUGAAGGGCAUUACUCAGUAUUAUGCCUACGUCACUGAGAGGCAAAAAGUCCACUGCCUCAACACACUGUUCUCCAGGCUUCAGAUCAACCAGUCAAUCAUCUUCUGUAACUCCACUCAGAGGGUGGAGCUCUUGGCAAAGAAGAUCACCCAGCUGGGUUACUCCUGCUUCUACAUCCACGCCAAGAUGAUGCAGGAAUAUAGAAACCGUGUGUUCCACGACUUCAGAAACGGACUGUGCAGGAACCUGGUCUGCACCGAUCUCUUCACCAGAGGUAUUGACAUCCAGGCCGUCAACGUGGUCAUCAACUUCGACUUCCCCAAGAAUGCUGAGACUUACCUCCAUCGUAUCGGAAGAUCAGGGAGGUUUGGUCACCUGGGCUUGGCCAUCAACCUGAUCACAUCAGAGGAUCGCUUCAACCUGAAGGCCAUCGAAGACCAGCUGGUGACCGACAUCAAGCCGAUUCCCAGCAGCAUCGACAAGAGCCUCUACGUCGCCGAAUUCCACUCUGGCAGCGCCGACUGUGAUGUGGAGGAGGUGGAGGAGAAAUCAGGGCGUCAACAGGACAGCACCUAGAAACAGGACUCACCAGGCUCUUGCGCAGACAUCAGCGCUUGCACACAGGCUUCAGGCAACUCUUCAGUUUCACAUUUCUCACUCAUUUUCAGAGCCUGUUGAAUGGAUAUUAAGGCUGUUUGUUUGUUUUUUUUAAGUAUUUCUUUCGCUUUUCCUCAAAAGAGCUGCCUCAUUUUUUUUUUUUAAGUCAGAAAUUUUAGCUAUCUUGUUUUGCACCAAACUCAGAGUUGAUCCAUGCAUCCUGUUUUCGAGUUUAGCAUAUUUCACCUAAAAUAUAUCUAGGUUAGACAGCAUGUGGCUGUUUUGAAAUGGAGACAGCAAUGCAAAUGAAAAUCAAAGCUGUUUUGAACCCGUAGUCCGUGUUGACUGUUUUUCAUUGCCAACAGCAAGGUUGGUCUGUUUUAAUGUUACAAUGGUGCACUUACACCAGCUAUCAUUCUGUCCACUUACACUGCUGUUGUCACUUAAGUGCCUUACUUACUCCUGUGUGCACUCAUCCAUUCAUUAGCCUGCUGUCGUCUGUAACGCAGCAGAGUACGAGCACAAAUACAAAGAAUUCAGUUGUAACCCGAGUUUAUUCAAACAUCCAUUAUGCAAGGGAAAAAGAGGACACACUCCUCUGCUGGGAGGUGUGUGUGUGUUUAAAAACAAAAAAAACAACACGGCUCAAACUCCUUCUUGGAAAAAUCAUCCUGAAUGUGAACGUUUAUUUUUAAUGUGAACGUUGCAAUAAAAAAAAGGGCAGCUUUAUUUAAAUAAUGCGUGACUGUUUUUCCCGAUCACUAUGAAUAAAAUACAUGUGCAGACUCCCCCCCCCCCCCCCCCCCCCCCCCCCCCGUACUGAUUCAUGGAUGUUUGCCUGCAACCUCACAAACAGCGUGGGGGGGAUUUAUAGCAGCCUUAUGCUGUUACAUGAUGGCUGUCGCUGGUGAGCUCGCCCGCAGACAGCUGUCGUCUGGAGGUUCUUUUACAUUUUAACAAAAAAAUAACAUUUGGCUGGUCGAAUACUGUAAACCCUUCGUCCACUGUAGCUGGUAGAUUGGAGUGGAUAAAAACUGGUUUCCUAUCCUGCAUGCAGCUGCAGCACAGGACUGAUGCAUCAGAGACGGGUUCAAAACGGUUUUCAUGUCACUUUGCUGUCAUUAAGCUGAUUUAAUUGAGUAUUAUAGUAAAAAAUCAAAUGGUUAUUAUUGAAGUUGGUGCAAAACAAUGGUUUAAAUGUUCUGUUAUUUUUCUUUCACCCCGCACAUCUUUAAGUUUGUCAAUCCCCAAAAAACAAAAAAGGUGGAAUAGAUGCAUUUUUAUCAGAUUCUGAGAGAUAUCUUUCCUUUAUUUUCUUUUUUUUUAAGCCCCAUCAUGACAAACUGAAGUUGGUGAAUGUAUUAGUUGCCAAUGUGAAUUCUGCUGCCCAGUGGCUGAACGCCGAGCUCUUAGGCAUAUUUGACACUUUUCAUUUAUAUUGCUUCUGCUGCAUCAGACACUCCUCUUCAGGCUGUGGUUUACUGGAUAAGAAAUGGUUUCAUGUAUAGAGGGAUGAAGCCUGCUCAGUCUAUAAAGUACAACACAAAUCUUUCAAUUAAAUUAAAGCUAAAAAUAGUGUCUUUAUGCAGCAGCAGCAAUAUCAUUUUUUUCCUCCCCAGCACAGCUACGUUUUACAAUUUAUAAAUGUGAGGGGUGGGCUCUGUUUUUGAAAGCAAAAUUGUAGCAUCUUUGAAAAGGCAGCUGUGACUUCUUUUUUUUUUUUUUUUUAAUUUCUCUUAUUUUUUUUAUUUUUUUUGUCCUCCCCUUAAAGAGCAUCACAAAUGUUUAAAAAAAAAAAAAGACAUAAAAAAGAAAAGUAUUUUUGCUUUUUAAGAUUUAUUUUUGAUGUUGCUUAAAGCAGUUUGGAGGGGAGGGCAGGGGCCGCGGGUGGGGGGGGGGGGGGGUGGGUGGUACUGUGAGGCUUUAGCACUGGGUAACUUGUGGAGGUUCUGGUGGGUUUGCAGAAGCCAAGUGUUUUAUCAGAUGCUCUUCAGGGCAUCUUGAAUCUUUCCGUCUCUCUCUGGUACUUAAAGCUUCCAGACAAAAAAGCUUUUGAUUUAAAAGUUUUUCCCUCAAACGUUCACAAAAAAAUGCUUAAAGACGUUUUUAUUUUCUUCUUUUGUGUUUUAAGUACCAGAAAGAGCGCUAAAUUAUACAGGAGAGAGUUUGUGGAAAGCAUUGAAGCACUGUGAUCUUCUUGAACCUGUUUCCAUGUUUGUGUGACAGAUGAUCAAAGUGCUGUGAUUAGUUUUCAACAACUCAAAUCUGUUUUUUUUUUCUACUAGGGCAAUCUUUAUACGAGGUGUUAUGAAUCAUUUCGGGUUAAACGAAACUCGAGAAUGAUUCAUUGUUUACACUAGUCGUUUACAAUUACAGAAAAAAAAGAAAAUACUUUGCUUCAUGGUUGGUGGAGGAGGAGGUAGAAUUUUGUUUCUUUUUUUUUUUCUUAACUUGAAAUAGAUUUUCAGGAUUUACAUUGAAGCAAAACCAAAAAAGUGGAAUGUCGUGUGUGUGAGAGAGAGAGAGGUGUGUGUGUGUGCACGUGUGUGUGUGUGUGUGCACGUGUGUGUGUGUGUGUGUGUGUGUGUGUGAGAGUGUGAGAGAUGCAGGUGACUGAACAAUGUGUGUGUUUGAGUGAGAGUGUGUGUGUGCAGCUGUGACAGGCUGAGUUUUUUUCAUGUGCAGACUCGUCUUGUGUUUUUGUUGGCGAUAUACAAUGUCUUAAAUAUCAGAAUGGGUGUUUACAUCUGUCAGGGAUGUGAUUUUUUUUUUUCUUUGUCUUUUUUCCCCCCCUCCACCUCCUUCCUCCUCUACUCCAGGCGUUUUAAGUUUGUGGACGUAAAUCUAAUUUCAAACGACACAUUUUCGCACUUUUCCCAGUUCUUCUCUCUGUUUUGUGUUCCCGAUCACGUCCCCGACAGUCGUUCCGUGAUCUCCUUUGUGACCCCGAAGGAGAAAAAAAAAAGACUUGAACUGUAGAGAAAUGUUCAUAUAAUCAGAAUUCAAAUGGCCUAAACAAAAACUCUCUUAGCGUGUUUCUUUAAUUAUACAUGUUUAAGUCAUCAUCGUAGACUUUGUCUCCCAAAACAGUUAAAUCACAUCUUGGGUUUUAUUUUGAUCACUCUGGCUGUACGUUUAUAUUAGUUUUGAUCACAAAAGUUAUUGCUGACGUCUCAGAACGAGCUAAAAACACUAAAAAUAAAGCUCCAGUGGGGCAUCUCAAGGUCUCACUUUGAGAAUAAUUUUAUCAAAAUUGUCAUCUGAAAGGUCAAAGCAAGAAAAAUAAAACCCAUGUUGUUAUUAACUGUUCUUUUCCUUUAAGCUGUGAAUGACAUGAUUUUGUACAUUUUAGAAGUUGUCUAUGAGGGGUCACAAUGGAGGUCAUGUUGAAUGCACUUAUGAAUGUUGAGUGGCUGUGUGUUAAUUUUGUCAUCUGGUGUUUGUUGAGGCGACUUUGUGUGUGUGUGUGCACCUGUGAAGUCAGGUGUGCUGACAGGGGUGGGAGGGAUAUUUGUCUUAUUUGAAAAAGGGGGUAACUGUUUAAAAAAAAAAAAAAAAAAAAAUAUCAGAAAAGGGUGAGGAUUUGGGAACAAAAAUGGCAAUUUGAGGAUUGCUGCUUCAGGUUCUACAAAAUGAUAUUGGCUGAAAUUCAAAGAAAAGUUAAAAACCGGUCUUUAAGGUAGUAUUAAUGCCUGGAUUGCCCUUUAAUAUCUCUACUGUGCAUAACUGAAUUAAAUUGGAUCUCCUAAUUUGCUGCACUAAUGUAGACUCACCAAUGCUUUUGAGGCAAUUUCAGCCAAAUUUAAUGAUUCAACUCAGCAGAUCUGUUGUAGUAAGCUGAGGAUAAAGUUACAGCAGUAUUCCCCUGCAACAAAGAUGUAUAUAAAAAAAUGUAAAAAAACAAGUGCAAAGAUUCUUAAUUGGCUUUCAAAUUUAUUUUUUGGGUCUGAAUGUGACUCAGAAUAACGUUGCAACAGUAUUUCUCUACAGCGUGGAUAGGAGGGAGUGGUGAUAUGAUGCUGAAUUGGCUGGCAAAAAAAAUGUUGGUUCAAUUGAUCCCUCAUUGUAAAAAAAAAAAAAAAAUGUUUAAAAAAACCCUCCUGUUUUUUUUUUGUUGAGGUUUUUUACCCGUCUUCUCUGUAGUUAUUGAUACCAGCUUCUCCCAAAAACUAUUUUCAGUCCUACAUUAAAGUCAGUUAAAACAUUUUGCAUUACAAAUAGUUGUAAAACCACACUCCAUAUUUUUUGGGAACUUGUUUUCCUCAGUCCAACUGUCCCAUCAUUUUCCUUUUGUCUUAUGUCAAUAGAUCAAAAAAACCUCUAACAGUUUUUAUUUGGUGGGAACUGCAAAAAUGUCAUAUUUACAAUGUUCAUGUUUUCAUUCCUUUUUUUUUUCCUUACAAAAGAAAAUGCAUUGAAGAGAGAAGCACAAGGUAUAUCAAUGGCCUGUGUUAAUCACUCUGUCCUCUACUGUUGUAACGUGGAAAUACAUGCAGGGGCUGUAAAAUCCAAUAAAUUGAACUGAAAUUUA